UAUCUUUACUUUCGUUAUUGUUUUUUGCCUUACGCAGAAAGCGCAUGCGCGAAAUGGUACUUCCGUUUCUAUGGAAAUAUCGUUUUGUAAAAAGAUCUAUAAUACACAUUGUUUAAUUUCAGUGUAAUAUGGAAAUUAUUAGAUGGACUGCAUGCUUUAUUUAGAUUUUCUACUGAUUGUUUUGUGGGCUUAAAAUCUAUUUAAUCACAGGCGGAAAUGACGGCACAUUUAGAUAUGAUGAAAAACGAAAUAAGUAAAACAUGCAUGGAAAAGGGAACGAAGAAAUUGUCGAAGAUGUAUGAUGACAUGUUAAGGAAAAACAAAAGUAGAUACAUGACGGGUGAGACAGCUUUCAGUAACUACGAAGCUGACAUGGAACAACUAAAAGAAGAUUUUUUCAAAGCGAAGAAGUUAUAUGACCAAGAUGUUCUAUAUAAGUGUUUUGACGAGUUUACUAAGAGCAAAUCUGAUGAUAAGAUGACACUGUAUCGCAUUGCAACUGGACAAAAGAACAAAGACCAAUACGAUAAAAUUCAAAAUGAAAUAAACAAGCGGAUGGGAUGCCAACUUGAGCGUAUUCUUAUGGAAGAGCACGGAAAAAGAAAUCAAUAUCUGGAGAAAGAACUAGCAGAGCUAAAAGCUAAUUAUGAUGAACUGAGCAAAUCUGUCAAGAAAAGAAGCUUCUGUCCGAUUAUGUAAAGGAUAUGAUUUGUGCUAUUUUAAAGUUUUCGGAAACUAGUUUAAUUUAACAUAUGUAAAGAAGAAAACAGAUUAAAUGUUUCAGUAUUUGCGGCCAGUAAUAUAAUACUUGUAAAUCUUUCCAUAUAUUCUUUUAUAGCAAUUCGUUUUAAUAAAGAAAUACUUUA
Molecule: messenger RNA, 866 nt
Organism: Ruditapes philippinarum (Manila clam)
Lineage: Eukaryota; Metazoa; Mollusca; Bivalvia; Venerida; Veneridae
Exons: 3
Coding region: 217-699 (160 amino acids)
Source: RefSeq, a predicted model, not a curated record